AUGGAAAAUUGUGAUGGAGGCACUUUAGAUGGUAUGAAUAUCAGCCAAAAGUUGACGAAAGUUCUCAAUAUUAGUUCCAGUGUCUUGGUACCUAGGGGAGAAAAUCAUGAUGUCGAUGCUCUUGAGAGCAACAUUCAAGACAUGAUAAAAUUGCCGAGGACGAACGCAUACCACACCCAACUGGUGAAAUAUGAAGCAAAAAGUGAGGUAAGAACGGCCCCUUUUGAAACUGUCCAAAAACCGUUGAAAACGCAACAAAAUGUCACGGGGGGGAAUCCAAAAAUUUCCAGAAUCAUUGUUGUGAUUUCGAACACACAAAAAUCCUGGUAUGCUUUUUUCAGAAUAACACUAUACAAUCCUCAGCUUUUUUUCUUCCUACACAAACACAUGAGGUCUGUCCCAUUGCCUCUUCCAUCCCUAUAUACUAUGUGCCUUUGCUUCGUCUAUUAUUUAGUACAAAGCGCAUACAGAUUGUCAUCAUAUUCCUAAUGAUCGAAUGGCAACUAUUAUAAUUUACCUUACUGACGUUGACGAGGUGAGAUCGAUAUAUUGUAUGGAUAAAUCAUCGCCAACAAAUUUUCGACUGUAAGUGAAUAACCAUUUUAAUAAUUCCAAAUGAAAUAUAAUAUGAAGCUGCGAUUUUUAACUCCCUAUAUGAAGGGCCUUUGCUCGAAACGUCAAAGUAGCUGCAUGUAUAUAUCAGACCACAGCUGUCAGUUAUAGAUAUAUAAUGCAUAUCAAAUUAUGCAACUCAAUUAUUAAUUAAUUGGCAUUUUUACUGAUAUAGAACAAUAAUAGCCAUGUUCCCUUUAUUUCGAAACAGUAAUCUGUAAAGCAAAAAAGAGGCAGCUACAACACUGGUCUAAAAAUUAGAACUGGAUAGUUCAUGUGACCGCCACAAAUCUACUGUGGUUCUAGUGUGUGUUAAAAGCGGCCCACGUGGCUUUUAGUCAGUGGUAGGACGGAAACAUAUUUUAUUGGUUAGAUGGAAUAUGUUAAUCAGAGGUCUAUAUAACUUUCUAAAUUUGGCUAAUGGCUAUGGGUAACUAGUGAGGUUAUUAUACCAAUAUCGCGCCCUAAAGUCUCAUUAUCUGCUGUUUCAAAGAUUCUAAAACCACUAGAAUAGGUGUGGAAAGCUGUGAUUUUCAAGCGAAUUCAAAAACGAAAUUUGGCAUCUUCCUUUAAAAUAUGUUUACCAUGUUUGUUUUGCCUCGCCUGAUGCAAGUAUCCGUUCGUUUUAUUUUAGGGUGGUGAAACAGUUUUUCCAUUCCUAAAUAUUUCCAUCAAACCACAACGUGGAAUGGCUGUUGUUUGGAGAAAGUACGUAGGAUAAGUCAUAUAAAUCCUUUUUGAAAUCAUAAAACAGUUCGGUCAUCCAUUAUCAUGAAUAUUUUCACAAGCGCGUACAAACUCGUACGAUGAGGAAAAUAAUGAGUGUCCAAAAAAAAUCAUAAUAUUAAUAAGUAGUUUAAUUAGUUCAUCUCUACUCCACUAUUCUUCUCUCGUGACGCUUCGCCCCCUUCUCCCUGUUGUUUGUGCGUCUGUCACGAUCAUUGUCUAUCUUAUUGCAAACAUCUGAUAUCAGCCUCCGCCACGCCGGCCGUUCUGUUAGAGCCUUUCAAGGUGUCUUAAAAUCGACUCUGUUAGAGCCCUCUGCCAAUUCUUCAUACAUGCAGGAGAGCUUUCGCCGGCUGUUCGUCUGGCUUGCGAGCAAUAUAACGUUAGAAUGUUAGGGUUUGUAAUCCAAGUGAGUAUAUAUACAUUUUAAGACCUAUCCAGGAACGACUGCGAAAAUUGCAGCACAAGGUCCUCUGGUAGGAAUUGAACCUACGGAAUUGUUUUAAUGUUUUAAUGUUUUAAUAGGAUUUGGCAACUACCUAAAAAUACAACAAUGUAGUGCCAGGGAGUUCGCCACAGGUUCCCCCAAUUACGGCGAUCCCUUAAUAUUUACAUAAAAAAUUACGUUCAAAUAAUUGAUUAACGAAACAGACAAAGUAUAACAACACAAUUACAAAACGGCUAAACUGACAACUAACAACAGUUUAAAACACCAUCAAGGGAUCUAGCCCUUUUACAUUUAACACAGACAGAUUUCCAAGUCCGAGGAUCGUCACAGUUAUACGUGUUCGAUAGUGCGUUCUUAUAAUACAGUUUCAGUCCUGAUUUAAAAGCAUAGAAACCAAUGUUUCUGUCUCGAAGGUUAUCACUUAGGAUGUUCCAGGUUUUGCAAGCUCUAAUAAAAUACGAGGACUGGAACGUUACAGUUUUGGCAUAAGGUAUUAAGAAUUUAAUUCGAUUGUCAUUAGUUUCACUUCUAGUGAUUCCUGAUCCUGAUAUAACCGGUCGAGCACUGUCGUCAAUAUAUUUAUGAUUGUUAAUGAUUUUAUAGAGUAGGAAUAUAUCCAGGUAUUCGUGCCAAUAAGUUAUGGGUAGUAGAUCUAGAUUAUGUAAUCUUGUUGGAUACGGUAUGUUGGUGACAAACCCAAGAUUAAGGAUAAAUUUGGUUGCUCUUCUCUGCACCUUCUCGAUAUUUUCAAUUAAUUGUAUGGACUGUGGACACCAUACUUGGGAUGCGUACGCAAGAUUGCUUCGAACGAGCUGUAAGUACAGAUACUUUCUCGCCUUGAUGUCAGUCAUUUCCAAGGUAGAUCGCCUAAUUAAUCCAAGUAAUUUGUUAGCUUUGGACUUCACCUUGCUCACUUGAUGGAUCCAUGUUAAUUUGGGACUGAUAGUUAUACCCAGGUCAACUUCAGCAUCAGAAAAGGACAACAGGUCACCGGCAAGACUGUAUGGAGAAACCAAAGGUGAUGUUUUUCUGGUUAUAGAGAGUACCUUGCACUUGGAUUGAUUGAAAUGAAGGUGGUUUUCAUUUGACCAACAUCGAAGACUUUGAAUAUCCUCUUGCAAGACCAAGGCAUCAGAAGGAUUCUUUAUGCAACGAUACAGCUUGGUGUCGUCAGCAAACAGUCCGACCCCAGUAGAGGAUGAUACAUAGCUAGGUAAGUCAUUGAUAUAUACAGAGAAGAGAAAGGGACCCAAUAACGAUCCUUGUGGAACCCCAGAAGUAAUGGAUAAAGUGGUCGACGUAGCACCGUGAAUAGUUACUCGUUGGAAGCGUCCGGAUAAAUAAUUCUUAAACCGCAGGAGGAGAGAACCAGAAAAACCGAAUUCCUGCAGCUUUUGCACCUGAACCUGCAACUGAACCUGGAAAUUGAACCUACAGAAUUAAACCUACAACUGAACCUGAACCUACAACUGAACCUACAACUUAACCUACAGAAUUGAGCAAUAUAACGUACCCAUCUAGAGCAGUCUACCUAUUCCUGAUGAGGAGUGGCUUAAUUAAGGACAUAUCACUAUGAGCGUUCAAUGAUUGAACAUUUAAAUGUGGGCGCGGAGUUGAGAAAAGGUAUACAUUCUGUACGUUUAUAAACAUGUUGCUAAAUAGGGUCGGCCUCUCACUUCGAGUAGAAUAUUAUUUUUUUUAAAUUAAAGGCGAAAUUUGAGGUAAAUCCGGUAAAACAUUUCAAUCUAAUGACCUGUAUAAAUGAGUUUUAUAGACGAAUAUUUAAGAAUUAAAAUCAAAUAUUUCAGUUUAGAUGAUGAUGGCAAAUGCGAUGAAAGUACUACCCAUGUUGGUAAGUGAAACAUAAUAUCGAAUAGGAUGAAAAAAAUUUUGGAUGUAUUUCUAAUAGCAAUAGUAUAUUAGCCAAAGAUGAUGAGAUUGACAGUUCUGUAUGUGCAAAUGUGCCAAAUAUGGCAAUUAACUAUACUAUGGUAAUAUCGACUCUGGUAUUGUAAUCUUUUACUCAUCCUUCAACACCACCACUUAUAAAUACAUGAAUUAUCAAUGAAUGUCUGAAUCAUGCACCACUAUUAGUAUCAGUGAAACACGAAGCUGUUGUUUAAAGUAUACAAGAAUUUGAAAGAAAGUUUGCAAGCAGAUUUUCCCUAAGACGAUAAAUACCGGAAUGUUGCUGUUCCGAAGCUAAACGUGGUUUCCAAGCAAAACUAUUCAUCUGACUUCUUAUAUUUCUGUUUUAAAAACAUGUAUACCAGAGAAAAUUUCUUCUAUAGGGAAAUUAUGAGCGCUCGCUAAUGAAGUGCAGAUGACAAAUGAUGGGCCUAUUGCCAUCUAGUAAUCAAUGUUUUAUUAGUAGCUAUGCACCGUCAUAUAUAUUUAUAUUUGUCACAUUUGCAAUAUACAGCUGGUCAGGUGAAGAAAGGAGAAAAAUACAUUUAUCAAAAAUGGUUUUAUCAAAAGCCAAUACUACCUCAAUACCAGGAUGAU
Messenger RNA from Paramuricea clavata, 4291 nucleotides. NCBI's taxonomy places the organism in Eukaryota, Metazoa, Cnidaria, Anthozoa, Malacalcyonacea, Plexauridae. The record is from the annotation of a GenBank genome assembly.